Molecule: messenger RNA, 4213 nt
Organism: Danio aesculapii
Lineage: Eukaryota; Metazoa; Chordata; Actinopteri; Cypriniformes; Danionidae
Gene: c6.2
Product: complement component 6
Biological process (GO): immune response
Cellular component (GO): membrane attack complex
Molecular function (GO): protein binding
Source: RefSeq, a predicted model, not a curated record
GCCAACAAUAAAAUAUACAAGCAACGAAUCCGCAUGGUUCAGGCGCCGCUUACUAACAAAAUCUUUAUUUUUUUCUGAUUACUCAUACUAUUGUAUUUUUCGACGAUCUCGUCCAUCACUAUAGUGGAUCUGUGGAGCUCCAGAAGCCGCGCUCGGCCUGGACAGGGGUGAAGGUGACUCGCCUGUUGGUGCGGGAGAUGCAGAGGAAGCGUCGCGGACACUCGCUCCGCUCCCUAAAAUCACUCUAAUCAUCGACAACCCGCAUCGACCUCACCCUCUCCUCUAGGACACACGGAUUAAAGACAUUUUCUAAGUGAAGGGGUUUUAUUCGUGGAUGCGUAUGCAUGUGUUCUGCACCGAACGGGCGAAAGAACCGCCCCAGAUCCGCAGCCAACAUUUUUCAGAUCGGCAAGUCCUCGGUGAGGGAUCCGGAGCGGCGGGAGAGCACCGAGAGCGCGCGGAGAGCUCAGCGGGCGAUGGAUGACUGUCGAACGACGGUUCAGGAGUUCAACACUCUUGUGGCUCUUCAUCGUGAGCAGGUCAUCUCCAUAGGAGAGAAUACAACCGACUGUCCUUCUUUAAGGGCACAGAUGCACAAGACUCGCGUCAAAGGAUGCGCCGUGGCCCAGGCUGCCUAUCAAAACCUCAUUGCAAUCUCUGGGCCAGAGGAUGGCGAAAUCCACCCAGAAAUAUGCAGGCUCUUCAUCCAGCUUCAGUGCUGUCUGGAGAUGUACAUUACAGAGAUGCUCAAGUCGCUGUGUCUGUUGGGUGUUCUGCAGCUCCAUAGGAAAGGAAAUGAUGUGUGUCCUGAACCAAACAUGGACUGCAGGGUAGACGAAAGCUCUGAUGUGCCCAUGCUGGAAGAUCGAUCUUCGUCACCGGUAGAUUUUCCACAGGAUUCCUGGGUGGUGUGCGCAGACAUUGAGAACAUAGAGAGUGACAUGCGAGAAAUGAGAAACCUUCUUAGCAAACUCAGGGAGACAAUGCCUUUGCCAUUGAAAAAUCAAGAUGACAGCAGUUUGCUGAAUCUGACUCCUUAUCCGCUGGUGAGGCAGAGGAAGAGGCGAUUCUCGGGGCUUUGCUGCCUUGUGUCUGCUCCAGAGCAACUGAUUCUUGAUCAUUUUCAUGUUUACCUUUAUUGCAAGAGAACACAGUUGUAUGUUAAUUGGUACUUUUGGAGGAGUCUGAAAUUCUCUAUCAGGUUCCAACAGGCCUUCUUCUCUAUGGAUUCUACUUGCAUUCUCCUCGUCCUGCUCUCCACCCUGGCUUCAUUAAGCCCCACUAUGGGUUGUUUCUGUGAUCAUUACCCAUGGAGUUCAUGGUCCCAAUGCACUAAAACCUGUGAUUCUGGUACUCAAACACGUUCAAGGGAUGUCAAGUAUGAUGAUCACUGGUUCAAAAACAGCUGUUCUCAGCUGUGUCAGAUACAUGAUAAAAGAGAGUGUAAUGUUGAGGCCUGUGCUAUACACUGCCAGCUGACUGAGUUUGGACCCUGGUCAGAGUGUUCAUCUUGUGCCAAAAAAUCAUUCAGAAUCAGGUCUGUGUUGAGGCCAUCUCAGUUUGGAGGAGCCGACUGCAGUCAAUCUCUUAUGGAGGAAAGAGCCUGUCAUCCUUCCAAGGAAUGCGGGAUUGAGCCUAUGGACUGUAAAGACAAGUUCACCUGUGGCACUGGAAGAUGUAUAAAUGCUGAUCUGCAGUGCAACAAUCAGAACGACUGUGGCGACAACUCCGAUGAGAGAGACUGUGGGCGGAUGAAAAGUGUGUGUUCAAAUCAACGGUUGUAUGCUUUCAUCCCUGGAGCAGACCUGAUUGGUUUUGGAUUUGAUGCUUCAGCAGAGCAGACGAGAGGUGCUGUUCUGGACAACUCCUUCAUGGGAAGUAAUUGCACUGUGGAAAAACAAAAGAGGAACUUCUACAGAAUCUCAGCCAACAUUGAAAGAUAUGAAGUCAAGGUCGAAACUCUUGAGGAUUUUCAACAAAAAGAAACCAAAUCCCAAAAAAUCAAUCUGGCCAAAGAACCCCUUCAGGGAGGCAGUGAAAGCAUCUCAACAAAAGGUGAAGGUUCUUAAACUAUGAUGUUUUUAUGCCCUGUUAAUGUGUUCACAUCUAAAACAAAGAUCUCCUCGCUUUUUUAUCAGGACUCUGUGUUUUACCGCGUGCAUCAAGUUAUCGCAACAUCAACAUUCAAAGUAAAAUCCUCCGACCUCUAUUUAUCAGAUCAGUUCCUACAGUUUCUAAACAGCCUACCAUUGGAAUACAACUACGCCCUUUACAGGCAUAUCUUCGAGCUGUUUGGAACACAUUAUUUCAGCUCUGGGACAUUAGGAGGAAAGUAUGACCUCCUUUUCCAAUAUGAUCGAGAAGAACUGAAAACCUUUGGACUUAAAGAAAGCGACUCAGAGUACUGCUUGUCUCAUGAUUCCACACUCGUCACAUUUUUUUAUAAUAGACAUUCACGAAGAAACACUUGUGGGAAUAUUUCUAUGAAAACCAAAUAUGAAGGGUCAAUGACAAAAGCAUCAGAGAGGUGUAUCACAUCUGUACAAGGAGGACGAGCAGAAUUUGCAGCAGCGCUGGCCUGGCAGAAGAAUGGCGUUUCGCCAGAUAGCACUGUAUACACAGACUGGAUCAAGUCUACUAUAGAAAAUCCAGUGGUUAUUAAUUUUGAGCUUUUGCCUUUAGUGAAUUUGGUGCGGGGCAUCUCUUGUGCUGUGACAAAGAGACAGCACUUUCACCGGGCACUGGAGGAGUACCAGACCGAAUUUGACUCCUGCAAAUGUGCCCCCUGUCCGAACAAUGCUCGGCCGGCUCUUUCUGGAACCGAGUGCAUUUGUAUCUGCCAGACCGGAACCUAUGGAUCAAACUGCGAGAAACGAGCCCCGGACUACACCUCAGUUGAAGUUGAUGGGCACUGGAGCUGCUGGAGCUCUUGGAGUCCUUGCGAUGCCACCUUAAAGAAGCAUCGCUCUCGUACCUGCAGCAACCCUGCACCAGAGCGAGGCGGCAAACCCUGCCCAGGCCUCGAGAAACAGGUGGAGGAAUGUACCAUCUCCAUUUUCCAGGAGCAAAACGUUUGCAUUAAUGAUGACGACUUUGUGACUGAAGAUUCCAGUGAGAGCCGGUUACCUCCUGGAGCUUCUGGCUGUGCAAAACCUCGUCCACCAGCCAACAGCCACUUAAGAAUCAACAAGCGUCAGUACAAUUACGGAGAUCACGAAGAGUUUAUUUGCUUCACUGGAUUUGAGUUGCAGGGAUACCAGCUCAUUCAUUGUUUGCAGGACGGUACCUGGGAGAAACCAAAGGGACAGUGUAUUAAAAGCGUUUGCUCCAAACCCACAGCGCCCGAUGGCAUGACGAUUAAUCCAGACAGAAUGGAGUAUAAAGUAGGAAGUGACAUCAUGCUGGUUUGUUUAGAGAGCGGCACGAGUCCUUCAGGACGCCUGUCUUACUCUUGUGGAAAAAGUCUUGUCUGGGAGCCGAGCAUUCCAAAGGACAUAUACUGCAAAAUAGAUAAACCCUAUGUACCAGACAGCAGCUGUAAACCUGGAGAGAUCAAUGAUGGGACUAAAUGUGUUUGCAUGACUAAAGAAAGAUGCAGAGGCUACAGAGAAGACGUGUGCGUUUAUGACUCUGGUAAGGAAACUGCCAGUAUGAUGUCCCUCUGUGCUUUUCAUGCUGACCGUUGUCAUGGAGACAGAUUAUACUUUAUGAAUAAUGGACCGUGCAAAAGUGACGCACGCAGUCUGGACUGGGCCAAAUUCAGGGCCAGUGUAUCUGAGCAGAGCUCAGUGCAGGAGCCCUGCGGUUCAGACACCUGUUACGAGUGGGAGACCUGCUCAGUGUCCAAAACAUGCGAGUGCAAGAUCCCCAGAGAAUGUCCAAAAGAAGGGAAGCAAAUAUACUGCCUGAAAAUCGUGAGAACGCAAACCACAAGAAGCAUGAACCUGUGCUUUAUGGCUGCAAUGAAGUGCAGCAGUAUAGAGUUUGAGCUUCAGCAUGAAGGCCCUUGCGCAGGUUCUUAAUUGUGCUCCACUUUAGCUGUAGAAAUGUUCACAGUUGAAAUGCUCACAGAUUUGCAGCCAUCAUUGAUUUAUAUUGAUAAUACAUUGUCAUCUUAAAAUCAAUCACAGCAUGCUAUACGGUUAUUUUUUUGUGCAUAUAGGCAAUUUUGUAUUGAUCUGGAACAGCACAAUAAAAUAUAAUCGGACAUUCG